ACAACGCCCAUCUGAAAAAUGUGCUACUGCUCAUCCUCCUCCUCCUCCUCGUCAUCAUCAUCCCAAUCCCGAUCUCCAUUGUUGCCCCAACAUCACAAUGACAAGUCGACAUCCGCAGUCGUCGAUCCCACAACCACCAAAGAUCCGCCGCCGCCACCACCGCCUUCUCCGGUUCCCGACGACAGCCUACCGGCGGCGGUUGAUCCGAACAACAAAACCGAAUCCAAAGCUCACAGCAGUUUAGCCCCUUGGGAAGUCGCCUUGCUCCUGUUUCUCCUUACGCUCCUCUUUCUUGGUGUUCCCAUCACGGAUAUGAUAUACGAUCAAUCGCAACCCUACUCCCCCAGAGCCGACGUCGUUUCGGCGUUCGUGUCAGUUAGCAAUACUACUAGUGGGCUUACCGGCGGCACUGCGGGCCGGGUAUUAUCAACAACCAACUGGGUCCUUGUUCUCCAUCUCGACAGCUACAUCGGCGACUGUUGUCAAUCGCUGCACCUCUACCGAAUCCAGGCCUCACUUUUCCAUGCCGACGGUGAUCAUCGUCCGCUCGCGUCGACCCGACGGUUCACCGGACUUAACAUGGACAACGCAGCGCGUGAGGGGCGGGACGUGACGUUUUCGAUUCAGUUCAGAGCGGAAGGAGGAGUACUUGAUGGUACGGAACCCACGUUGCGGUUCAAAGUAGUGGUUCUGGUUUGGGCACGACUCAAACCGCAAACAUUCCCUGCCCGGUACUAUUUAGCGCGGAUUAGUUGCGACCCGGUCUGGAUCGGAUCUUCUAAUAUAGAGAUAAGCACUAUCUCCUCGGAUCACAAGAAAUGUCACGUCCACGUGUAAGAUUCAACAAAACAAGCCGAGUUCCUUAGAUGAGAGUCGAGCGAACAUCAAAGACAAGAAAAUAAAUUAGCCGUCAAAAUUGUGUCAAUCAAUUUUCUACAUUUCAUGGAGAACAUUUAUUGUAACUGACGGAAAUAAAUAUUGUGUGUGUCCUAUCAUAAAAUCGGGCUCAAACUAUAUUUUUUAUUUUUAUUUUCUGCGUAAUACACUAUGUAUUACUGAUAAUGGAUUUAUUCUGGACUAGAGGGUAUGCUUUCUUUUGGCUGUUCGUUUCUUUGGUUUUUCUUCCUCCAGCAAUUCAAUGCUCAUGGGAAGUUAAUGCAAAGGGCGAGUACGCGGCUCUCUGCAGUCUGCAAGUACCUAUGGAGAAGAUGAUUUGAUGAGCCUCAUUCAAACGUAUGUAUGGACGGCAACUCGAACUUGCUUGCUCUGCUCUGCUUCAUUGAUGUGAUUGAGGCAACAAUUUGGGUAGAAUUGUGCUUCUGCUUUCCGCUCUCUGUGCCUCACAGUUCCAUUGCAUUCUUUCAAAUUGAUCCUUUGGAUUUGGUUUGUUGCCUAAAA
Messenger RNA from Linum tenue, 1398 nucleotides. Lineage: Eukaryota; Viridiplantae; Streptophyta; Magnoliopsida; Malpighiales; Linaceae. The record is from the annotation of a GenBank genome assembly.